AUGAAUCCAGGCCAACUUGUACCAACCAUAAUUUCUGAGUUCCUUGAAAGCAUCUCAACGAUUAGAGAUCUGUCUUUGAAAUCGUCAAAGCUUAAUGAUUUUAUCCUCAAACUAGAGGAUGAAAUCGAAAAGAUCAUUCCUGCUAACCAAGAUCUUUCUAUCGAGAAAUUGAAGGAGCAGAUAUUGGUGUGCGAAAUUCCAGGUUUGUUCCUGGUAGAGGGUAAUUCUGGGGGAGUAGAAGGGGAAGAUAUGGAAGGCCGCGGGAAUCUGGAGAAGGAAUCAACAAAGAUAAAUGAAAAUGAAGUUGGUGAUGGUGGCAGCAUUCCGAUCAAAAAGCCUAGAGUAACUUUUAGGGAAUUUCCGCCAUUUACCGGAAAAGCUAUUAUGCCGAGGAGUGGAGAAAAUGGAGGAGCUUCUUCAAGCGGUGGUUUCGUUGGGGAAGGUAGUAAUAAAGGAAAAGCGGUACUUGAUGAGAGCUUAACGAAGAGGCCGAGGAAGAAACAGAGGCGUAGUUGGUCAAAGGAAAUGCGUAUGAAGUUUGGGAAGGCAGUUAAGGAUCUUGGAGGAGCACAAUAUGCCACUCCGAAGAAUAUUAUAAAGGAAAUGAAGGUGGAUGGUCUAACUGGUGAUGAAGUGAAAAGUCAUUUGCAGAAGUACAGAACAAAUGUUGGUAAUUAUUCAAGUAAGAAGAAGUCGGGUCGUAAAGGCUGUAACUAUGACUUUAUAUUUAAGGUGCACAGGGUCUUACCGUCUAGCCGUUGGUACUCUACAUCUUCACGGAGAAUUCAAUUUCAGCGGGUCCAUAUCAGAGUCAGCGGGGCAAUCGUUACACCAUUCGUGCAUGUUGCUACUUAUGCGACAGGAAAUUUUGCUACCUAA
This is a messenger RNA of Impatiens glandulifera, 879 nucleotides long. Its product is annotated as transcription factor HHO5-like. The record is from RefSeq and is a predicted model, not a curated record. Lineage: Eukaryota; Viridiplantae; Streptophyta; Magnoliopsida; Ericales; Balsaminaceae. The transcript has 5 exons. Gene Ontology annotation, molecular function: DNA binding; DNA-binding transcription factor activity. Gene Ontology annotation, biological process: regulation of DNA-templated transcription. The coding region runs from base 1 to 879 and encodes 292 amino acids.